Messenger RNA from Mirounga angustirostris (Northern elephant seal), 5399 nucleotides. It is a transcript of the gene LRATD2, whose product is annotated as LRAT domain containing 2. The transcript is spliced from 2 exons. Lineage: Eukaryota; Metazoa; Chordata; Mammalia; Carnivora; Phocidae. Bases 503 to 1444 code for a protein of 313 amino acids. The record is from RefSeq and is a predicted model, not a curated record.
CUCCCGCCCGGGGGAGCCCGGAGCCGGAUCUACAAUCCCGUCCCUCCCGCUCCGGCGCUUGUUGCUCGCCGGGUCCGAGCGGGAGCUGCCGCCGCCGGGCACCGAGGCUGCUUCCUUCUCCGCCUUCUCGCGCCCCACCUCCCCCGAGAGCAGGUUGAGGGGGAGCCGCAGCCCCAGCAGGAGGGAGGGGUGCGGUGUAAACAGGCAUCGCUCCCCACCUUCAAGUCUUGGGGCGCUACGUAGCCGCGGGGGCAAGACAUGCGUCGCUCCCCCCUGCCCAGCCUCGCUGCCACCGGCGCCUGGAGAGGAGCGAUUGCGGAUCCCACACCUGCAAACUCACCUUAGAAGUCUCAAGGUGCGGCUGGGGCAGAGGGGCCAAUUCCCCAAGGCCUCCACCUCUCUGCGGGUGGUCUCCGCCCCUGUCCGGGGACCCGUGCCAAUGACCCUAGUGGUGGUUUCGCUUUCUCCCCUCUCGGCUGUGUGAACGUGUAUCCGCAGCGUGAUGGGUAACCAGGUGGAGAAACUGACCCACCUAAGUUACAAGGAAGUUCCCACGGCCGACCCGACCGGCGUGGACCGGGACGACGGGCCCCGCAUCGGGGUCUCCUACAUCUUCUCCAACGACGACGAGGACGUGGAGCCGCAGCCGCCGCCCCAGGGGCCGGAUGGUGGCGGCGGCGACGGCUUGCCCGACGGCGGGGACGGGCCGCCGCUGCCGCCGCCGCAGCCCUACGACCCGAGGCUGCACGAGGUGGAGUGUUCGGUGUUCUACCGCGACGAGUGCAUCUACCAGAAGAGCUUCGCGCCGGGCUCCGCGGCGCUGAGCACCUACACGCCCGAGAACCUGCUCAACAAGUGCAGGCCUGGCGACCUGGUGGAGUUUGUGUCGCAGGCGCAGUACCCGCACUGGGCUGUAUACGUGGGCAACUUCCAGGUGGUGCACUUGCACCGGCUGGAGGUGAGCAACAGCUUCCUGACGGACGCGAGCCAGGGCCGGCGCGGCCGCGUGGUGAACGACCUGUACCGCUACAAGCCGCUGAGCCCGGGCGCGGUGGUGCGCAACGCGCUGGCACACGUGGGCGCCAAGGAGCGCGAGCUGAGCUGGCGCAACUCGGAGAGCUUCGCCGCCUGGUGCCGCUACGGCAAGCGCGAGUUCAAGAUUGGCGGCGAGCUGCGCAUCGGCAAACAGCCCUACCGGCUGCAGAUCCAGCUCUCGGCGCAGCGCAGCCACACGCUCGAGUUCCAGAGCCUGGAGGACCUGAUCAUGGAGAAGCGGCGCAACGACCAGAUCGGGCGCGCGGCGGUGCUGCAGGAGCUCGCCACGCACCUGCAUCCCGCCGGGCCGGACGAGGGCGACAGCGACUCGGCGCGGACUACGCCGCCUCCCGGGCGCGCCCCUGCGCCGGCCCGGGAGGACGAGGCCCGCCAGGCGGUGGUGCACUGAGGGGCCCCCCGAGUGCGGAGUCUGGAGAGGGAGGCUUCCGCAGCGGCCGCCGCCGCCCCCUCCCUCCUCUCACUCCCUCCCUCCUCCAGCACCUUCCGGGCCCCAUCUGCGCUCCAGGGCCAUUUGGGAAAAAGGAGCGUUGGCGAAAUAGCGCAGCCAGCUGUGGCUUGAGCGUGUUAUCUUGGACGGAGGAGGAAGGGGGAGCAGGUAGGAGCACUGUGGCCGGGGGGCACUUCCUGCCCUCCCGUUGGAUCAGUCUUCCUUUCCGAGGUGGGCCAAAUGGUGGACUUGCUUGAUACUCAAUCCUUGCUGGACCCGGGUCCAAAAUCGACCCUUCUUACGCACUCGGGGGUGGAGGAAAGUUCGGAGUACCAGUGCCUGCUAUUGCGUCCUUCCUGCUUCCCCUCCUCCCCUGGGCUGGGGGGUGCCCUGUACUGAGGUCUGAGAGGGUUUGUGGGGGCGCCCAGCCAGCACGGAGAGCUGCAGAUUUGCUACCCCCACCCCUGAGGGGGGCGUGUGGGAGUGUGGGAUAUGGGAAGCCGGGUGAUUUACUUCGGGGGAUUCCUGCGGUUUAAGGCUGGAGAGACCAGGCCCAGGUCUGGGAACAGCAGACCACAACCAAGCAGCUCCCCCGGGAAGUGUAAUAAAUAGUUGGGUAAACUUGGGCUGCACAACAAAGACUUUGCUACCGCCCCCUGCCCACCCCCACCGCCAAGUAAUUCAUCUUCUGGAGCUGACUUCCAGGAGAGUCCCCUGCUCCAGCCACCACGUCCCAGGUUCCGAGUAAAUCAUUGUCACAGGCCAGCUAGGAGAGGGAUUCAAUUAUGAUUCUCUCUUGCCGUCUUUGUUUCUAGCCUGCUUUUGUAGGCACUUGGAGCCGUGUUCUUACCAAAGGAAGGAAGCCCUCUGUGUCUCUGAUCUAAUUAAAACUGCCUGGCUGUGUUCAUCUGCAGGUCCCAUAGGGGGUUCGCCGGUGCCACCCCAUAAAGUGUCCACUACAGAAGCAGUCAAAUGGGGUUGCCCUCGCAGAAAUUAGUUAAUUUCCCACUCAUCACCUAACCCCCUUCGUGGACAGUGAAGGUAACCUUUUGUAAACUGUAAGGCUUUGGUGUUUUUGUUUUUGGUUUUUUUUGCCUCCUCACUGCCCCAUCCCCCUCACUCACUUCUGUUCUGCCGGUGAUAAAAUCUUAGGCUUGAGGUCUAUUCGGUGAUAAGGUGUUUUGCUAGCCACACCUGAUGCAAUUUAAUCAAGAGGCAAAGUCUUGUUAUAUCGCAGCCUUCUCUUUGUUCCUUGGAGAACUCUCCCUCCCCCCUUUCAGUGCGGUUUCGCAAUUAAGAGGGGUGACAGCCAUCACAAACUAAAUGCCACCUGGUGUAGUCAGCACUGAAUCUGGUGACAGUCCUAGGGCACAGGUUGGUGGUUGUGAGAUGUGUUGGCAGCAGGCUGGCCUGUACUCUUGGGUUCUGCUGCUGAUCCUGUUUGCUGUACUGUGGGGCUUCUAGAAAUUUUUACAGCCCAUCUCCUGUAUUCAUGUGAGCACUUGGAUGAUGUGUGCCCUCGAUUUCACAGUGCUGUUUUGCUGCAGAUUGGUACUGCUAAUGCCGUCCCAAAGUCGCAUGAAGUUUUCCUUUCUCUUGGGUGUCAUUUUAGAUGACACCGAACAAGUCCUUUUCUGAACAAAUUCUUAGAGUUGGAAUGGAAUCCUAUUUGAGCGUUGUAUAAAACCCAAUCCUUGGGUUUUCUCCCUGGGGGUUUCUAACUCAUGCAACAAGACUUGAAGGAUUUCCUUGUAUACUUUUUUCAAACUUGGAAGUUGAUGCCAUAAUUUUUCAAAGCCUAGACUGUCGUAGCACCUCAAUAUGAAUUUAAUUUUAGGGGCACUUGCUGUGUUCCCUGUUCUCACAAGCAUCACCAAGCAGGUUCAAUCCCUUUGCUACAGAGGAACCACACUCAGCCAUAGUCUGGGACUUUGGAGAGAUGUCCGUCACCUGUGGGAAAUGUAGAUCUAGUUUUCAUGUGUAAUAAUCUCUCAGCUUUGUGUUUAUAUUCUCUUGUUCAUGGAAAAGCCAAGCAAGGUAAAAGAUACUUAGGAGAGCCUCACACAUCUAACAGAUACGGGGUUUUUUUUGUUUUUAUGCUUAACACGGUAGUUGAAAGACCAGUGUGCAGACAGCAAGAGGGGAGAACAGAACAGAACAGCACUGUCUAGCAGCUCUGGGCUGGCUAACCAGCUAGCUUUUCCACUCGCCUAUCUCUGUGGGCCUCCUUUGCCCUCAGAAAGUGAAUGUCAUUGGUCCCACAGAGGGAGGUACACCAGUGACUGUUGUUACAAAGGAACUGCUUUCUGUGGGAAGUCUCCACCUGAAGGAAGAACUCUUAGAAAAUCCACAUCUGGGCGCCUGGGUGGCUCAGUUGGUUAAGCGACUGCCUUUGGCUCAGGUCAUGAUCCUGGAGUCCCUGGAUCGAGUCCCACAUCGGGCUCCCUGCUCGGCAGGGAGCCUGCUUCUCCCUCUGACCCUCCCGACCCUCCCCCCUCUCAUGCUCUCUCUCUCUCAGUCUCUCUCUCUCAAAUAAAUAAAUAAAAUCUUUAAAAAAAAAAAAAGAAAAGAAAAGAAAAUCCACAUCUCUAGUAGUAGUCUGCCUCUAGACAAGAGGUUUUUUGAAAAUGAACUAGAAGAGGAAAUCCAUCCACUCCAGAGACUGUUUUCCCAUGUCAUGCGAGCAUUUUUACUGGCUACCAGAGGUGUGAAGUGCAUAAUACGAAGAAUGAUUCCAUUGGAAGUUUUCUUAGGGCUCUCUGAGGCUCUGAAGCACCAACCAACCAAUGGAGUCUCCAAGAAAGGGGCAUUGUCCACGCAGGCCUUUCCUCAAGGCGGCAGUGUUGCAGAUAAGUGAGUGCGCAAUGUCCAGGCUAUGGCUACAUCUGGCACUUUAAAAAUAUAUAUAUAUUUAAUGAUUUUUGUUUCUCCUUGGGCAUAAGACUGUAGAACUGUUUUGUACUGUGAAUUAUGUAUGUUCUUUGAAAGAAAUACUGAUUCUAACGUUCUUCAGAAGCUGUGGCAGGGAUAAGCAGGACCCCGGACUGGAUCACAUACUAAAAGCAAUGAAGACAAAUUCUAUUUUCUUAUUUGAGCAAAUAUUUUAUUGAGACUGCUUAUGUAUGUCAGAGGAGCCCACAACAUCAGCUACACAACUUUUUGUAUCAAAAGAACUCGUGGUUUUUGUAGCUUUUAUUCCACAUGUAAUUUAAAAUGACUUUAUAGCACUAAAAUGCCUAUAGCAGAAGACUUGACACCAGACCUUUAAGGAAAUUUUUAGUUUUUAUGAAAAAUUACACUUCAGUGGUUCAACUUCUCGUGUCUUCCGUGCUUCUGGCCCUAGGAGCACCACUAGACAACACGACAACCACAUGGAAACAUAUUUUUGGAAGCAAAACUUUAAUUUUAUACGACAUACGCUAUGGAGAGUGAAGGAAAAUUAAUGACUACUUGUUUUCUAUUUUUUUUCUUAACAAAAUGGAAUCCACUGUGUCAAAGACUCUUGAUAUCAUGUGAUUGUCUAACCAUUUUUUUAAAAAAUACAUUAGAAUAAAAUCUACGAUCAUGGUCAACAAAUGGUUUUGUUUGGAAAGUUACAUUUUUGUGAAAAAAAAAUUUUUUUUUUAAAUCAUGGUAACUACAGACUUGACUGGUUUAUUCAAAUUUUCACUAUGUUUUGUUAGCUAUAAUUCUUGUGACCCCUGGAGAAUUACAUUAACUAACACAGUAAAUUCUGUGUAUAUUUUAUUUCCUAGUGAAUUGUGUAAACUGUAUUUUUGUUGAAGAAUGUAUGUUAAAUCAAUGUUAUGUUCUCAUACUACUUCUUGAGAAGGAGGUUCCGAUUUGAAAUUGUAUCAUUUCCUUCAAAAUGAAGGGCAGUGUUUAGUUAAAUAAAAGAUUGAUGACAUCUUUUGAA